GUACACUACGUUAUCCUAUAGAGCACCAGAAAUGGUCAACCUGUACAGCGGCAAACUUAUUACUACAAAAGCAGACAUCUGGGCCCUCGGCUGUUUGCUGUACAAGCUGUGUUACUUCACCUUGCCGUUUGGGGAGAGUCAGGUGGCGAUCUGUGAUGGCAAUUUCACCAUUCCGGAUAAUUCUCGGCACUCGCAAGACAUGCACUGCCUCAUCCGAUAUAUGCUUGAGCCAGACCCUGAUAAGAGACCUGACAUUUAUCAGGUCUCCUACUUUGCGUUCAAACUGGCAAAGAAGGAAUGCCCAGUCCAGAACGUCCAGAACUCUCCAAUCCCCACUAAACUCCCAGACCCGGUUAAAGCAAGUGAAGCUGCUGCAAAGAAGAGUCAGCCCAAGGCCAGGCUGACAGAUCCCAUCCCUACGACAGAAACGUCCAUAGCGCCCCGCCAGAGACCUAAAGCAGGACAGACACAGCCCAACCCUGGAAUUUUACCCAUUCAGCCAGCCCUGACACCGAGGAAGAGACCCACAGCUCAAGCAGCCAUUCAGCCACAAGUUGCAGGACCUGCUGCCCUGGGCAGUGGUCAGCCUUCGCUCCCUGCAAGCGUCCCGCAGCAAAAAGCAGCCCCUCAACAGACUCCGGCGCAGCCACAAGCCAAGCAGGUGCCAGCUCCGCAGCAGGCCUCGCAGGCGCAGCCCCAGGUCCCUUCUACUCAGCCUCAAGCCACGCCUCAGCAUCAACAGCAGCUUUUCUUGAAGCAGCAGCUUCUGCAACAGCAGCAGCAGCAGCAGCAACAGGCGGCUUAUUACCAGCAGCAGCAGCAGAUGAUGCAAGCUCAGCAGUUCCCAGUGAUGCAGCAAGGAGCACCAGCACAGCAGCAGCCAGCAGCAGCCGUGCAGCAAAAGCAACAAGCCCCGGCGCCACCGCAGCCCCAGGCCCAGCAAAGUGCGGCCCAGCCAGCGCAGCCGCAGGCGCAAGUGAUGCAGGCACAAAUGAGGCAACAGCAAAAACCUCAAACCACACCCCCCCCAGCAGUGCAAGGGCAGAAGCUGGGCUCUCUCACCCCUCCGUCCUCCCCCAAGACGCAACGCGCAGGACACAGGAGGAUUCUGAGCGACGUGACCCACAGUGCAGUUUUUGGGGUUCCAGCCAGCAAGUCUACCCAGCUCCUGCAGGCAGCUGCUGCCGAAGCCAGUCUCAACAAGUCCAAAUCUGCUUCCACCACACCCUCGGGUUCCCCAAGGACCUCACAGCAGAAUGUCUAUAACCCACCCGAUGUCUCCACGUGGAAUCCGUUUGAUGAUGAUAACUUCUCCAAACUCACAGCCGAGGAGCUGCUGAACAAGGACUUUGCAAAGCUGGGUGACGGGAAAGCUCCAGAAAAGUUGGGCAGUUCCACAGAGAACUUGAUUCCAGGUUUCCAGCCGGCUUCAUCUGCAACCCAGGCAGAUGCAUUUGGUGGCUCUUCCUUCACUGCUGGAUCAGCUGAAAAAACGAAAGACAUUCUGAGUUUGGACACUAGCCCUCCUCUUCUGACUGUGCCUGAUCCUUUCAUUCCUCUCCCGCUAUCCGACACGCCAGAAAAACUGAUUGAGGGACUCAAAUCUCCUGAGACUGCGCUUCUGCUCCCUGAUAUCCUGCCUCUCGCUGACCCCUUUGGUAGCACGUCAGACGCUGUGAAUGGAAAACCUGACGUAGCUGUUGAGAGUCUCAUACCGGGCCUCGAGGCUCCGUUGCCCCAACGCCUUGUGUCACAGACAGAGUCGGUCGCCUCCAACAGAACAGACUCUCUCACUGGGGAAGACUCUCUGCUUGACUGUUCUCUGCUUUCUAACCCUGCUGCUGACCUCUUGGAUGAAUUUGCUCCCGUAGCUUUCGCAGCUCAACCUCACAAAGAAGAUACUAACCUGAUAUCAGGCUUUGAUGCUCCUGAGGGCUCUGAAAAAGUGACAGAAGAUGAGUUUGACCCAAUUCCAGUGUUGAUAUCCAAAAAUUCACAAGGUGGGCAUUCUAGAAACAACAGUGGAAGCUCUGAGUCCAGUCUUCCCAACAUAGCCAGGUCUUUACUGCUGGUGGAUCAGCUCAUAGACCUGUAGCAGUGACACAGUAGCAGACGCAGUUUCUGUAACGUACCUAAUCCUCCGUUUUCAUUUCCAGAAGAGUUACCUUCAGUUGUGGUUCUUUUGGGCUUUUGGUUUUCUUUUAAUUAAGGGGAAAAACAAAACAAAACAACCAAACACACCCAACCAAAUCUGCCGGCAGGAGACAGUCACCCACCUUUCUCCCUGUCUUCCCGUGCCCUGGGAAAGACUCUGUCCCAGUUCUCCGGGUAGUCCUCGCUAAAGCUGGUACAAA
Leptosomus discolor (cuckoo roller) is the source of this 2354-nucleotide messenger RNA. NCBI's taxonomy places the organism in Eukaryota, Metazoa, Chordata, Aves, Leptosomiformes, Leptosomidae. The record is from RefSeq and is a predicted model, not a curated record.